GUAAAAGUAAAACUAGACAGCUCCAUUUUUUGUCGAUGGGAAAAUAAACCAUUUCAGGAGUAAAAACACAGGUUUGAUUUAACACACCGAUGUUGGAGUGGACUAAAUGUGCGAUCUGCUGUAAUCUGGAGAAGGAGACAUGACCUGCAGCAUGAGUGUGUCUGGAGAACAGGACUUAAAGAAAGAUGAGAGAAUGAUUGAGGGAAAGAGAUCAGACUCACCAGAACCCAGCUGUGUGUCCUUGAAGAGUGACCGGUCAAUGGGACAUCCAUAUAACUUCAGAGACAGUUCUCCUGAUGUGAGACCACAAAAGAAGAAAUCAAACAUCAGCAGAAAUCAGCUGGACUCCAUAUUCAAGGAGCUGGAACACAAAGUCAUCUCUCUGAUAAAGAAUGAGCUGAAGAGGUUUAGGAAGCUCCUGAGUCCAGAUUACCCAGCAUGCACUGAGAGGGAGAUGGAGGAUGAGGAAGAUCUGCACAGUGUCAGAGAGGGAGCGCUGAAGAUCACACUGCACGUCCUGAAGAACAUGAACCACACAGAUCUCGCUAACACACUGCACAACAAGUCUGUGGCCCCUGUGUGUCAGACAGAGCUGAAAUCCAGCCUGAGAGAGAAGUUUAAAAGAAUUAAUGAAGGAAUAUCAGAGCAUGGAAGCUCAGCACUUCUGAAUGAGAUCUAUACAGAUCUCUACAUCACAGAGGGUUGGAGUGGAGACGUCAAUAAUGAACAUGAGGUGAGACAGAUUGAGGCAGCGUCCAGGAGACCAGCAACACAGGAGACACCCAUCAAAUGUAACGAGCUCUUUAAAGACAAGUCCAUCAGAAGAGUGCUGACUAAAGGAGUUGCUGGAAUUGGAAAAACAGUCUCUGUGCAGAAGUUCAUUCUGGACUGGGCUGAAGGAAAAGCAAAUCAGGACGUCACCUUCAUGUUUCCACUUCCCUUUCGAGAGCUGAAUCUGAUGAAGCAGAGAAAUAUCAGUCUGAUGGAGCUUCUUUACUACUUUUUCCCAGAAAUGAGAAAACUAGAAUUACUAGACUCCUACACUGUGGUGUUGAUCUUUGAUGGUCUGGAUGAGUGUCGACUUCCUCUAAAUUUCCAGAAGAAUGAGAGAUUGUGUGAUGUGACAGAGUCAGACUCGGUGGAUGUGCUGCUGACAAACCUCAUUAAGGGGAAUCUGCUUCCCUCUGCUCUCCUCUGGAUAACCUCUCGACCAGGAGCAGCCAAUCAGAUCCCUCCUGAGUGUGUAGACCAGGUAACAGAGGUACGAGGCUUCAGUGAUCCUCAGAAAGAGGAGUACUUCAGGAAGAGGAUCAGUGAUCAGAGUCUGGCCGAUAAUAUCAUCACACGCAUGAAGUCUUCAAGAAGCCUCUACAUCAUGUGCCACAUCCCAGUCUUCUGCUGGAUCUCAGCCACUGUUCUAGAGAGAAUGUUGGGUGAAGCAGAGAGUGGAGAGGUCCCCAAGACUCUGACUCAAAUGUUCACACACUUCCUGAUCUUUCAGAUCAAACACAAGGACCAAAAGUACCAUCAGAAAUGUGACCCUGAUCCUCAGCAGAGCAGAGAGAGUAUCCUGGCACUGGGGAAACUGGCUUUCCAACAGCUGGAGAAAGGAAACCUGAUCUUUUAUGAGGAAGACCUGAGAGAUUGUGGCAUUGAUGUUGGAGAAGUGGCAGUGUACUCAGGAGUGUGUACCCAAAUCUUCAAAGAGGAGUUUGGGCUUCACCUGGGGAAGGUGUUCAGCUUUGUACAUCUGAGUGUUCAGGAGUUUCUGGCUGCUUUAUACACAUUUCUCUGCUUUAUUUUUAGAAAGACAAAUGUGUUAGUGGAGCAACACACUGGCCGUUUCCAUUUCUUCAGCAAGUCAACCAUGUCUGAUUUCCUCAGGAGUGCAGUGGACAAGGCCUUACAGAGUGAGAAUGGACACCUGGACCUGUUCCUCCGCUUCCUUCUGGGUCUCUCACUGGAGUCCAAUAUGGCUCUCUUACGAGGCUUAAUGCCCCAGACAGGAAGCAGCUCUCACAGCAAACAGGAAACAGUCAGGUACAUCAAGAAGAAGAUCAGGGAGAAUCCAUCUCCAGAGAAAUCCAUCAAUCUGUUCCACUGUCUGAAUGAACUGAAUGAACAUUCUCUAGUGCAGGAAGUACAGACUUACCUGAACAGAGAAGAGAACUUUUGUCUCUGGGGUACCAGACUCUCUCCUGCUCAGUGGUCAGCUCUGGUGUUUGUCUUACUGAACUCAGAUCAGGAGCUGGAUGAGUUUGAGUUGAUGAAAUAUGACCCAUCAGAGGAAUGUCUUCUGAAGCUGCUGCCAGUGGUCAAAGCCUCCAGAAAGGCUGAGCUCUGGGGGUGUAAUCUGACAGAGGAAAGCUGUAGAGUUCUGUCCUCAGUUCUCAGCUCAAACUCCUCCAGACUGAGAGAACUGAACCUGAGUAACAAUAACGUGCAGGAUUCAGGAGUGAAGCUGCUCUCUGCUGGACUGGAGAAUCCACACUGUACACUGGAGACACUGAGUCUGUGGGAGUGUAAUCUGACAGAGGAAAGCUGUAGAGUUCUGUCCUCAGUUCUCAGCUCAAAAUCCUCCAGACUGAGAGAACUGGACCUGAGUGACAAUAACCUGCAGGAUUCAGGAGUGAAGCUGCUCUCUGCUGGACUGGAGAAUCCACACUGUACACUGGAGACACUGAGGAUGAUUAAAUGCAGUAUUACAGAUGAAGGUUGUGCUGCUCUGGCUUCAGCUCUGAGGUCAAACUCCUCAUCACACCUGAGAGAACUGAAUCUGAAAGGUAAUAAUCCAGGAGAAUCAGGAGUGAAGCUGCUCUCUGAUCUACUGAAGGAUCCACACUGUAAACUGGAGACAUUAUACAUUAAGAAGCAUAAACUCACCAGGACUGGCGUAUGACAGGAGUCUCACCUCAAACCUCUUCUCCAGGAUAAAGCAGUUUUGGUGGAGUUAGAACCCGUCCCACAUUUCCAGCAGUUUGGGAGCUGAAUCAUUAAACGUAAAGGGACAGAGCAGAUACAAAGUCAAGAACAGGCAGAAGGUCAUACACAGGAGAAAUCAACACACAUAACGCAAUAUCUGCUGUAACAAAAAAGUACUUAACCUCCAUUUAUACCAGUUCCCGAAGGCACUCGGAGACUGUGGUCAUUCACCGUAGGACCAAUUGCCCUGACUUGGUAGCAAUACUACCCCCGGCACUUUAGUGUAUUGUAAGAAUCAUUUUCAUGGUUGUCGUAAGAUUCUGGAUGACUGGUCCUCCACUGUGUUUGAGAUUGUGGCCUACAUUGAUGAAGUGGGAACGCUGUAUAAGAUCAGACCACAUGGAGAAGAUGGCCCCAUUAAAACUGUCCAUUGCUCAGAACUUAAGCCUGUUCUUACUUGGCAAUAAUAUGCCAGGUAAACCAAUGGGUCAGGUUUACUGGCUCCUUCCAGCCCCAGGAGUGAGUAGAUCCAGAAGGACCUAGAAUUGGAGAUUAUUCACAAGUGGCCAUAGUCCAUACGAGAACGGGUGUAAGGAACUCUGAGGGUCAAGUCCACGUUGAAUAUAUAUAUAUAUAUAUAUAACACACACACACUUUCUCACCAAGCUGCUUGGCAAUGGUCCAAGCCCAUUCCAGACUUGUGUAGGUCUACAAUCUUGUCCCUGACAUACUUGGAGAGCUCUUUGGUCUUGGCCAUGGUGGAGAGUUUGGAAUCUGACUGAUUGAUUGCUUCUGUGGACAGGUGUCUUUUAUACAGGUAACAAACUGAGAUUAGGAGCACUCCCUUUAAGAGUGUGCUCCUAAUCUCAGCUCGUUACCUGUAUAAAAGACACCUGGGAGCCAGAAAUCUUUCAGAUUGAGAGGGGCCAAAUACUUAUUUCCCUCAUUAAAAUGCAAAUCAAUUCAUAACAUUUUUGACAUGCGUUUUUCUGGAUUUUCUUGUUGUUAUUCUGUAUCUUACUGUUCAAAUAUACCUACCAUUAAAAUUAUAGACUGAUCAUUUCUUUGUCAGUGGGCAAACGUACAAAAUCAGCAGGGGAUCAAAUACUUUUUUCCCCUCACUGUAUAUACAGAAAGGAGGAAGAGUUAGAUCAUUGCUUGACUUAACUAGGAACAGAGAGCUUAUUGUGUACUCAGAUAUGAUGUACACGCUAUUACACAGAGAGAGAGAGAGAGAGAGAGAGAGAGGAAAAGAGGAAACAGGACAGGUGUAAGUGAUGGAGAUAAUGACGAAUGAAUUAAGGAUAAUUAAAGAAAAACAAACCCAAAACUAUUUGUCCAAUUUCAGAUUUAUUUCACCUUAUUAUAAAAUUUAUUUGUUUAUGUAACAUGUUAUGUUUUCCCAUAAUGACGUUGGCUUCAUCUAUCAUACCUACAUAUUUUAUUCAGGCAGUAGACAGGAGUCGAAGUGGGGGCUGUUAGGGGGGGAAGGGACACAGUUUUGAGACCACGCUCAGCAAUUGUAGUGUAGCCCCUUCUUUAUUCUUUACAAUUAUUUUCAGUAAAGAAACUAAGUCUUUGUAAUAGGCAUCUACUGCGAUUCCUCCACGGAAGUAAAAGGUCACAACAAUAUCUCCAGGUAACAUGAAGACAUAACAACAUAAAUCUGUCAGAAGGGCCCCACAUGAUCUAGGUUCGCCUCUGGGCACAUCUGAUCCCAAUUACACGUACACACACACACACACACACACACACACACACACACACACACACACACCUGUAUGUAGAGACUUUCUACCGCCUGCUCUUUGCGAAGUAUAUGCUCAAUUCCAUCCUGUCUUUGACGUUACCAAACAGUUGUAUUUGCUGCCUGUUUUCUACUAGUUCUGACAUUGACUUUGUUUAUUGAUCGCUUGACCUGUGCCUGUUUCAUGUUUUUCCCGCUGCCUUGCAUUUUGGAUUUGUUGCAAGCUUUUAUUAAAGCCUUACCUGCAUUUGCAUCAGUCUCAGCUCUCAUUACCUGACAUCAUGUUUGUCAGAAGUGAAUUAAAUGAUUAGCCUAAUAUCUGUGACACUCUUGCAAGCAACCGUUCUAGAUGGUUCA
Molecule: messenger RNA, 5026 nt
Organism: Ictalurus punctatus (channel catfish)
Lineage: Eukaryota; Metazoa; Chordata; Actinopteri; Siluriformes; Ictaluridae
Product: NACHT, LRR and PYD domains-containing protein 3-like
Exons: 10
Coding region: 140-2899 (919 amino acids)
Molecular function (GO): protein binding
Source: RefSeq, a predicted model, not a curated record